AUGCAGCUGUGGGAAACUGUACAGGACAGUUGGGAUCACGACGCUGAGGCACGUAUCACAGCUGGUUGCAUUGCAGGGAGACUCCAGAAUCUUAGCCAGAGGUAUCCUCCUUCGUCUGACGAUCCCGCUAGUCUUAUGCCUUUCCUCGCCCCAACAUCAUCAAUCAAUACUCCCGCUUCUUCCUCCUCAUCCUCGUCACUAGAGGUCAUCGAGGCAAUUCCCGUUGCUUCUGAACCAAACCCUGAUGCUGUGCCCCUCCUCACCUCUUCACCCGUACCUCAUCUCGACUCUGGUGCCGUCGCCACUAAAGAAAACACGGCCGUAGUCGAGUUGGAUACGGGAGGGAUCGGGGAAAGAAGGGCAACAAAGUCGGGAGAGCGUGAAGUCGCUGUGGGCACCCUGCGUAGUGAGGCCCUGCGGCGCAAGGAAAGGCUCAUUAACUUGCGCAAACAGGCGGAAAUAAAGGAUCUUUCCGCCACAAGUCCAGCGCUUGAUGUGGAGGAACAACUACCCAAACCCAUAUUUCGUAACUAUAAGCCGAUUUCUGAAGAAUUGAAAGAUGGUCAACUACCUGAGGGCUCGAUGAUUGAUCUGGAUGCGCACGUCGCAGAACAGCUAGAGGCAGCGAAAGCGCAAUCAGUUGUCGAUGAGGUGAAUUUGUUCAAUUUGGCUCCUCGAAAACCAGAUUGGGAUUUAAAACGUGGCGUGGAGAAGAAGCUAAAGAAGCUUGAACGAAGGACACAGCGUGUCAUUGCCGAGAUAAUUCGUAAGUGCUGUAACUCUUUUUUAUACCUUGGGCUAUGGGCUCAUGUUGUCUAUCAGUGCUACAGCCCCAUCCAUCUUCACUAG
This is a messenger RNA of Hydatigera taeniaeformis, 849 nucleotides long. The record is from the annotation of a GenBank genome assembly. NCBI's taxonomy places the organism in Eukaryota, Metazoa, Platyhelminthes, Cestoda, Cyclophyllidea, Taeniidae.